UUCCAGAGAUGGUCUCUUCUUCCCAGGACACCAAGAUCUCAUUUUCAGCUUCUGCCAGAGCCAAUAGCAGUUGGGAAAGAAGACUGUGCUCUUUGAAAAGUGUCAGCCAGCCUUACAAAGCAGGAUGGAUCUUGACGUGGUGAACAUGUUUGUGAUUGCGGGUGGGACGCUGGCCAUCCCCAUCCUGGCAUUUGUAGCCUCAUUUCUCCUGUGGCCUUCAGCACUGAUAAGAAUCUAUUAUUGGUACUGGCGGAGGACGUUGGGCAUGCAGGUCCGCUAUGUUCACCAUGAAGACUAUCAGUUCUGUUAUUCCUUCCGGGGCAGACCUGGGCACAAACCCUCCAUUCUCAUGCUCCAUGGAUUCUCUGCGCACAAGGAUAUGUGGCUUAGUGUGGUCAAGUUUCUUCCAAAGAACCUGCACUUGGUGUGCGUGGACAUGCCAGGACAUGAGGGUACCACCCGCUCCUCCCUGGAUGACCUGUCCAUAGAAGGGCAAGUGAAGAGGAUACACCAGUUUGUAGAAUGCCUCAAGCUGAACAAAAAACCCUUCCACUUGGUAGGCACCUCCAUGGGUGGCCACGUAGCUGGAGUGUAUGCUGCUUACUACCCAUCAGAUGUUUGCAGCCUCUGUCUUGUGUGUCCCGCUGGCCUGCAGUACUCAACUGAUAAUCAGUUUGUACAACGGCUCAAGGAACUGCAGGACUCUGCCACUGUAGAGAAAAUUCCUUUGAUCCCAUCCACCCCAGAAGAGAUGAGUGAAAUGCUCCAGCUCUGCUCCUAUGUCCGCUUCAAGGUGCCCCAGCAGAUCCUGCAAGGGCUUGUCGAUGUCCGCAUCCCUCAUAACAACUUCUACCGAAAGUUGUUUUUGGAAAUCGUCAGUGAGAAGUCCAGAUAUUCUCUUCAUCAGAACAUGGACAAGAUCAAGGUCCCAACGCAGAUCAUCUGGGGGAAACAAGACCAGGUGCUCGAUGUGUCUGGGGCGGACAUGUUGGCCAAGUCCAUUGCUGACUGCCAGGUAGAGCUUCUGGAAAACUGUGGGCACUCGGUGGUGAUGGAGAGACCCAGGAAGACUGCUAAGCUCAUUGUCGACUUUUUAGCUUCUGUGCACAACACAGACAACAACAAGAAGCUGGACUGAGUCCCGACUGCAGCUUGCAUUCUGCACACCGCAUCCACUCCCAUACCCCGAAUCUGACGCGGCCACCACUCUCAGGAAUUCUGCCCCAAAUGCAGUUGGAGCGCCAGCGUCCCUGAGGAAGCCAGUCCCCUAUCCCUGAUAUCCACGGUUCCACAGCACUUCAGGGACCACAAGAAAAUCUCCAAGAUCUUUUCCACAAAAUGGAAAUGCAUAUGGAACAAAAUAAGAACUCAACCAUGAAAUCUACCAAGAAAGUCUUCAAGUUCAUGUGGCUGACAAGCUUUUGCAGAGCGGCCUUUUUAGGCCAUAAUCAUCGAAGACAUUUUCUUUAAGACA
This is a messenger RNA of Carlito syrichta (Philippine tarsier), 1474 nucleotides long. RefSeq names its product abhydrolase domain containing 6 (gene ABHD6). The coding region runs from base 125 to 1138 and encodes 337 amino acids. The record is from RefSeq and is a predicted model, not a curated record. The transcript has 10 exons. Lineage: Eukaryota; Metazoa; Chordata; Mammalia; Primates; Tarsiidae. Gene Ontology annotation, molecular function: catalytic activity.